Molecule: messenger RNA, 1466 nt
Organism: Panicum virgatum (switchgrass)
Lineage: Eukaryota; Viridiplantae; Streptophyta; Magnoliopsida; Poales; Poaceae
Product: anthranilate O-methyltransferase 2-like
Exons: 4
Coding region: 55-1362 (435 amino acids)
Biological process (GO): methylation
Molecular function (GO): S-adenosylmethionine-dependent methyltransferase activity
Source: RefSeq, a predicted model, not a curated record
CCAGCAAGAACCCGUGGAGCUAACUCAACUUUUUCCUCUUCAGGAGAUCAGGCGAUGGCAAUGUUUUGCGCAAGCUCACUAUUAGGUUCCUGCUACUCCCCACCAUUCCCAACGCGACUCUCCACUCAACGACUGCAGCGUGGCCUCGCCUCGCCGCCCUUCGCCCGAUGCUCCGGGCCUGCCACUCCGGCGUCCAUGGUCUCUGCCGGCGGCGGCUGUGCUCCGGUGCAGGCCAUGACCGUGGAAAGGGACUUGCACAUGGCAGCCGGCGACGGGAAGCACAGCUACGCCGUCAAUUCCAUCUUCCAAAGGAAGACCGUAAUGGAGAUCUGGCCUGAGCUCCGCAAGGCCGUCAAGGAGGCGGUCAAGUCGCUCUCCCCUGGGACUGGGAGCACGAUGGUCGCGGCUGACCUCGGCUGCUCGUCGGGGCCAAACACGCUGCUCGUCAUCUCCGAGGUGAUGAGCACGGUCAGAGCCCAUGUCCGGGACAACAGCGGCGCCAUGGAGGUGCAGUUCUUUCUGAAUGAUCUGCCGGGCAACGACUUCAACCUCGUCUUCCGGUCGCUCGAGCAGCUCCAUGGCCCUGUCGCCGCGGAGGAGAAGGCGGCGGCCGCCGCCGCCCCUUGCUACGUCGCCGGACUGCCUGGGUCCAUGUACACAAGGAUUUUCCCGUGCCAGAGCGUCCAUCUGUUCCACUCAUCGCACUGUCUCAUAUGGCGCUCCAAGGUCCCUGAGGAUCUCUCAAAUGGAACCUAUGUGAAUGCUGGCAACAUCUACAUUGGGAAGACUACUCCACAAGUUGUGGUAAAACUGUUCCGGGAACAAUUUGAAAAGGACUUUGAGUUGUUCCUGACACUGCGGUGCAAAGAACUUGUAUCGGGCGGCCGUAUGGUCCUAACAUUCGCUGGCCGAAAGCGGGGAGAGAUGCCAAUGCACGGGGGUGUGGCGCGUGUUCGGGAACUGCUUUCCGAAGCUCUUCAGCACCUAGUCCAGAAGGGCCACAUCGAAAAGAAGAAACUAAGAUCCUUCAACAUGCCAUACUACGCGCCAUCAGGAGAUGAGGUGACACAGUUGAUCAAGAAGAACGAUCUAUUCGAUAUUGAAGAUAUCAGACUUUUUGAGUCAAAUUGGGAUGCCCAUGAUGACUCAGAUGGAUAUACUGUUCCCGAUUGUUCCAGCAGUGCGGAAAACAUCGCCAAGAUCAUAAGGGCUGGUAUUGAGCCAUUGAUCAUCAACCAUUUUGGUGAGGACAUCCUUGACGAGCUGUUCAUGGCGUAUACCUCCAUCCUUGAGAAGGACCUUGAGAAAGGGAAGGCCAUGUGCCCUGUCAUUCUGGUCCUCUUGAAAAAGUCCAAGCACUGAAAUUGGCCAUUGGGGUAACCCUGGGAGUUGUGCAUCGGAUUACUGAUAUGCCCCAGAGGAAAUAUAAAGAUGUUCGUGUUGCGUCUAUAUUCAUAUGUAUCAAA